Molecule: messenger RNA, 1334 nt
Organism: Volvox carteri f. nagariensis
Lineage: Eukaryota; Viridiplantae; Chlorophyta; Chlorophyceae; Chlamydomonadales; Volvocaceae
Exons: 4
Coding region: 75-1334 (419 amino acids)
Biological process (GO): protein phosphorylation
Cellular component (GO): protein kinase CK2 complex; cytosol; nucleus
Molecular function (GO): ATP binding; protein serine/threonine kinase activity
Source: RefSeq, a predicted model, not a curated record
CUUGCGUUUUUUACUUUGCUUCUUCAUGACAUAAGGAAUACAGACGUCUAUCUUCGGCCGCUCGUUGGGACACAAUGGCUCCCCCAAAGCGCUAUCCGAAGUCUAACAGGCGCAAGGAUGGACUAAGGCUUGUUGCCCGGGAGCAUGCAACGGCAUUGCUUUGCAAGCCGGCGGCAUAUUACGACGACAGUCUCAACGUCAGCUGGGGCAACCAGGACCAGUAUGAAGUCACUAGACAGCUUGGGAAGGGCAAGUAUGGAGAGGUUUACGAAGGCAUCAACAUGCGACUGGGGACCAGGGACAAGGACCGCAUUUGCGUCAUAAAAGUUAUGCGCCCAGUCAAGGAGCACCGUCUGCGCCGAGAGGUUAAAAUUCUCCAGCAUGUUUCGGGUGGACCAAAUAUCGUGCGAUUGCUUGACGUUGUGCGGGACCCGGAGACCAAGACUCCCAGCUUCGUGUUCGACUUCGUGGACGCAAUGCCCUUUAAGGAGCUGCAAGGAGCGGUGACGGACCUUGACGUGCGAUAUUACAUAUUUCAGCUACUUAUCGCGCUGGACUACUGCCACUCGCGCGGGAUAAUGCACCGGGAUGUGAAGCCCGGUAACGUGCUUAUUGACCACACCAAACGGGAGCUCAAGCUCAUUGACUGGGGCUUGGCCGACUUUUACCAGCCCGGCAAGGAGUACCCCGUGCGCGUGGCCACACGUUUUUACAAAGGUCCGGAACUCCUAGUUGACAUCAAGGACUACACGUAUUCGCUUGACGUGUGGGGCGUGGGCUGCAUGAUGGCGGCUCUGGUGUUUAAGAAGCCGGUGUUCUUUCGCGGCGAGGACGAGUUUGACCAGCUGGUUAAAGUUGUCCGCGUGCUGGGAACCGAUGGGCUGUACACGUACUGCAGCAAGUACGGAGUGGAGCUCGAUCCGCGGCUGGCGCAGAUGUGCGGCUACAGGGCGCGUGUGGCGUGGCGGAAGUUCGUCAACCCGGACAACAGCCAUCUAGUUUCCGCGGAGGCCUUCGACUUGUUGGAUCAGCUGCUCAAGUACGACCACCACGAGCGGGUGACGUGUGAGGAGGCAUUGCAGCACCCUUACUUCGAUCCAGUCCGGGAGGGUCUGCCCGGCUUCAAGCCGCUGCCCGAGCCCAUGGCGCAGAUGAUGGCGUUGUUGGAGGCGCGGCGACGGGAGCAGGAGCAGGGGGCAGCGGGUGGCAGUGGCGGGGGGGACGAUGACGGCAGCGGGAGCGGCAGCGCCGGUGGCAGCGGCAGCGGGCCCGCACGAGUACCGGCAGCAGCAGCUGCACCAGCAGCUGCUCAGGAGGCCAUGGCUGUGGCUUGA